GUUGCUGCUGCUGCACACGAGCGGGGCGGCUCGCCGACUGUGCACUCGAACCAGAACCACAAGUCCAGCAGUAACUGGCGACCAUGGGUGUGGAGAAGGAAAAGUCGGACACGAGCAUCGUCAUGGACGAGGACGAGUUCAACAGGUCUAUCGAACCCAUCCUGUCUCGGAAGGGGCACGUGUUCGCGUCCCCGCACGAAGUCCGAGACCCCGACGACGUCAACGCUCACCUCAAGGUGGGCUUUGAAGAUGUCAUCGCUGAGCCGGAGUCCGCUCGGACCGUGGACGGGGUGUGGAUUUGCAGCCACGCCACAUUUGAGGUGGUCAAGUUGGGCCUCUACCGGCUUCUCGGGGCGCUCCUGGCCGUGCCCCUUGCCUUUCUCCUCGGACUCGUUUUCGCUGUGCUCAGCCUCAUACACAUCUGGCUGGUGAUGCCCAGCAUCCGGAGCUUCAUGGUGGUGCUGCCGUCUCUGCAGGUGGUGUGGAGGAGCCUGACAGACUCGUUUGUCAUGCCGUUCUUUCGCAGUCUUGGCCGGAGCUUGUCCACCGUCCACGUCCAACAUGUGGAGCAAUAAAUCCCGACUGGGCGAAGACCCACACAAGAUGGAGUCUCUGUAGAGAUGUUGCCAAUAUGGACGUGUUCGACCUUUGAGGACAAUGGCAGAAAGGUUUCCACCAAGGUCCAUGAGCCAUAGCUUGGGGUCCACAAAAUCAUUUGUAACCCUUUAUUAUGUGAUAUCAUUUUAACAAGUGCAUACCUUCAUAUCGUGAGCCACAUUGCAUACUGUAGUUGCUUUUCGGCAAUUGUGCUACUAAGCUAGCUAUAUUUAUAUGACAUAGCCACAUAAAUAUUGGACAUCCGUGCAUGAAUAAAGUCAGUGUUUACUUUUUAAUACAGGAAUAAAGUCCUUUUUCGUCCUUUUUCUGGUCGAGUCUUGGAAAAACUUCAACGCCUAGGAGAACACGAGGUAGUUAUGCUUAACUGUAAAAAAACAAUUGUCAGAAUUAGGAAGCCUUGAAACGUUGACUUUCAUCAUGAUAUUACGACUAAGUAACAUAUGAUGUAAUUCUCAUACGAUAAAAUUAUGUCUUGACAAAAUAAGUUAAUUUACAAGUAAAAACCUCUCGACACUAAACAUGUCCAAUUUGUGCUCACUUCAACUGUUUGGAUCCCAGAUUUUGUUGUUUUCAUGUAGUUUGACUUUGUAUGAAAAUAGGGACAAAACAAUUGGGCAUCCCAAUACUUGUGUCCAUGCGAUAUCUUCUAAUGAAGAUGAGCGAGACAUAAUUACAGUCAUCUUAUGUUUAUUGUAUAAAUAUUGUAAGACGAACGGGGGAAAAGACGCAAGCUUGUCGCACUUUCACUGGCUGUUUUUCCUUGAUUCAGAAUAUCAAACUAAUAUCAAUAAAGAUUGUUAUUGUGU
Hippocampus zosterae (dwarf seahorse) is the source of this 1424-nucleotide messenger RNA. RefSeq names its product caveolin 2 (gene cav2). Gene Ontology annotation, molecular function: molecular adaptor activity; protein kinase binding. The coding region runs from base 84 to 575 and encodes 163 amino acids. Gene Ontology annotation, cellular component: caveola; perinuclear region of cytoplasm; cytoplasmic vesicle. Lineage: Eukaryota; Metazoa; Chordata; Actinopteri; Syngnathiformes; Syngnathidae. Gene Ontology annotation, biological process: positive regulation of MAPK cascade; caveola assembly; insulin receptor signaling pathway. The transcript has 3 exons. The record is from RefSeq and is a predicted model, not a curated record.